Messenger RNA from Corylus avellana, 1660 nucleotides. NCBI's taxonomy places the organism in Eukaryota, Viridiplantae, Streptophyta, Magnoliopsida, Fagales, Betulaceae. The record is from RefSeq and is a predicted model, not a curated record.
GCAGGAAGUGAGAGGGAGGGUACCUUAAGAUCGACUCGCACCCAUCUUUAUAUAUAUAUUUCUUAUAUUUACUUAUUAUUUGCAUUCGCUUAUUUGUCAGUCAUUUAGUGGUUGAACAAAAGUCACAAUGAUUUAGAAGCGGUAAAAAAACUGAAGCCCUUCUCCUGUAAAAAGGAAAGAACUGAACCCGUUGAUCGCCCACUUACUAUCCUAUGGAGAAAGCCAAUCCCGCCACAAUGUUGCAAUGGUUAUGUACUCUUCCUCAGCUUCAGCCCUUAGCUUCUGCUACAAAUGCGGCUCCGGAUCCAGCUCAAGUUCCAGCUGGGGCUGUUGUAUUUAUUCUACCAGGUGCUCCAUCUACAACUGAAACUGCGGCUCCGGCUCAGGUUACUGCUGGACCUCCAUCUGCCACGCCGUCCACUUCUUCUGGUCUUCCAGAAAAUAGGAUUUACAAGAAUAAAAUUCAGGAAUAUACGCAAAGGUCUGGCAUUCCACUACCAAUUUACCGGACCGUUAAUGAAGGAUCCUCACAUGCACCUCAAUUUCGGUCAACUGUAUUUAUAAAUGGAGUAACUUACACCUCUCCAUAUACUUUUUCUCAUCGAAAAGCGGCCGAACAAGAUGUUGCCAAACUUGCGUUGGAGGGCAUCUCACUAGAGAUCGAGGAGGAUAUCACUAAAGAUCAAGGGCAUAUCCGUCUUCUCAUUCUUGAGCAUACUGUGUUUUGCAAGUCUAUACUUAACGAAUUUGCUGCAAAGAUGAAUCUUGCACGGCCUACCUACAGCACUAUCCAGCAGCAAGAAGCAUUGCAUCCUGUUUUCACAUCUUCUUUGCUUUUCAAUGGUGUAAGUUACAUUGGUGAAGCUGGUAAAAACAAGAAAGAAGCUGAACAAUUGGCAGCACGUGCUGUUAUCUUAUCUCUCCUAGGUACUUCUGGGACAGGAACACUUGUUUCUGAGAUUAUCAAGUCUAAGCACAAACUCUACACUGCAUUCGACAAAGACACAAGCUAUGCCCAUAAGAGUCCUCUAUCCCGGGGAGCAAGUGUAGAACAAAUUAAUGUCAUGCCCCAGGGAGCAAGCGUAGGACAAAUUAGCACCAUACCUCCAGGGGUAAGCAUAGGGCAAAUUAGUGCUGCACCGCAAGGAGGACAAAUUCCUAGGCUACUUGACAAAGGUAAGGGAGUUGAAGUGGCUGUUGCUGCCAAGAAUGUAUCAAAAGGUUCAAUUCCAGGGGCUUUCUCAGUAAUGGCUCCAUUGAGGCAUGAAUUCAAAGCACCAAAACCCUCUCAACCAAUAAAAAUAGAACCAUCAUCACAAGCAACCAAUCUGCCAAUUGCAUUUGUGCGUCCCGUUUUACAACAGCCUCUGUGUGAAGGUCAGAGGUCUUCCAAAAAAAGGAAAAAUAUCUAUAACAAGAAAUUGCAAUCUGACACAUAGUUGCCGGUUGCCGGUUGCUGCCUUGCCCAUGACUCCAGCCCCACCUCCCUGUUUUGUAGCCCAAUAAACAUGUAGUAACUCUGUGUUUAUUGUGUAUUUAGUUAGGAGGAAAUCGAUCUGUCAUCUUGGAUUUGGUUAGACAUUAAUCCCUUUUUGUGCGCUAUGUAGAUAAUUAUUUUAUUUGGAUCUGACUGUUUUCUGCCUAUGACCAUUGUGAAAAU